Molecule: messenger RNA, 2783 nt
Organism: Leptopilina heterotoma
Lineage: Eukaryota; Metazoa; Arthropoda; Insecta; Hymenoptera; Figitidae
Gene: Rrp6
Product: exosome component 10
Exons: 6
Coding region: 117-2669 (850 amino acids)
Biological process (GO): nuclear polyadenylation-dependent rRNA catabolic process; nuclear polyadenylation-dependent antisense transcript catabolic process; nuclear polyadenylation-dependent snoRNA catabolic process
Cellular component (GO): nucleolus; nuclear exosome (RNase complex)
Molecular function (GO): nucleotide binding; nucleic acid binding; 3'-5'-RNA exonuclease activity
Source: RefSeq, a predicted model, not a curated record
UAAUGAUUUCAUAGUUGUGACUUGUGUUUAGAAUUUUUGUUGUACACCACGUUUUUUCGCUAACAAUUCCCAUGGUGUCAAAUUAUUUCUUGAUAAAAUAAAUUUAUGAUAAAAAAAUGAUUACAAAUAAAGAGGAGAUUAAAGAUGUAAAUGAUGGCGAUGAAAUCGAUCAGGAAUCUUCAAAUGUGCAAAAAUUGUUUCCUGGCUUUGAUACUUUUGAUGAUUAUAUGAAAGCUGGUUUCAAUGUUAUGAAAGAAGGGAUUAAAAUUACCAACAGUCUCCCGUCUGAAGAUAAUUUUAAAUAUUACUCAUGUUUUCCAAGUUUCAAUAAUGCAAGACAUUAUCAAAGUGAAAGAAUUUUAAAGUUGAUACAAGGCAUUGUUGGUUUAACAGGUGCAUCAACCGAUGUGAAUCGACGAAGUAUCGAUGAGAAACUUGAUCUACUGGUGGAAGCUAAUGACAUAUUUUUGGAUCGAGCUAAUGUCUGCAUGAAUGAAGAAUGUGGUAUAAAGCCAAAAGCGGAAGUACAAUUGAUUGUAGCUCAGGCUAAAAAAUCAAGUAAUAUUAAUGGAAGUUGGAAUACCGUGAACCGUGAUGCAAGCACUACUUCUGGAAUCAGCAAUACUCAGUCUGUACGAUUGUUGGGUGCGAAAAAUGUCCAGAGACCACAAUUAACUUUUAAGGAUAAAGUUGAUAAUAGUUCAAAACCAUGGAUGCCACGGAUUAAAGAGAAGCCUAAUGCUUUAAAACCACUUUCUAUAAUUUCAAAAAGAGGGGCGGAUGAACAAGUCAUUGGCCAUCCUUAUGAGUUUGAAUUGAAUACAUUUCAAGUGCCAAAUAAUCAAUUGAAAGAAAAUACACCAGUGAAAUACAGCAGUUUAGAUGAAACUCCAAUGCUAAUGAUAGAAAAAGAGUCGGAUAUUGAAAUUUUAUUGAAUGACUUGCAGAAUUAUGAUGAAAUAGCUAUUGAUUUAGAGCAUCAUUCUUACAGAAGUUUUCAAGGAAUUACGUGUCUUAUGCAAAUAUCGACACGAGAUACAGAUUAUUUGAUUGAUACUUUGUCAUUACGAUCAGAAUUACAUAGACUUAAUGAAGUUUUUACCAAACCAACAGUCUUGAAGGUAUUUCAUGGAGCUGAUUUCGAUAUCCAGUGGCUGCAGAGGGAUUUGUCUCUCUACGUGGUAAAUAUGUUUGACACUCAUCAGGCGGCUAAGCAACUGGAACUACCAUAUCUGAGUUUAGCAUAUUUAUUAAAGUCUUAUUGCGGAAUUGAGCCUAAUAAGCACUUUCAAUUGGCUGAUUGGCGCAUAAGGCCAUUGCCCCAAGAGCUCACGAAAUACGCCAGGGAAGAUACGCACUAUUUGUUGUACAUAAAAGAUAUGCUACGGAACGCUUUGAUACAAGUCGCAAAUGGCAAGACAAAUGUCUUGAAAGCAAUUUAUGAUCGCAGCACCCAAGUUUGUAAGAAAGUCUACAUAAAGCCCAUUUGGACUGAGGAAACUUGUUUAAACAUGUAUAGAAAGAGUCAAAAAAUGUUUAAUAAUCGCCAACUGUAUGCACUCAAGGAACUUCAUAAAUGGAGGGAUGGAACAGCAAGAGAGGAAGAUGACAGUGUUAAUUAUGUUUUGCCCAAUCACAUGUUAUUGAAUAUCGCCGAAACUCUUCCCAGGGAGAUGCAAGGUAUAUUGGCUUGCUGCAAUCCCAUUCCGCCAUUGGUCAGACAGAAUUUACUGCGAUUGCAUAAAGUAAUACUGAAAGCAAGAGAACAGCCGCUAAUAAAACCAAUUUUGGAAGACGACAUCAGACAACGUAUGACGCAGAGAAGUCACGUCGCUCAAUCAGAGACAUGGAUUUAUUCUCCUCACGAUACACCGCAAGGUACAGAACCCAGAGCCAAUUUAACCUGUCUUUUAAAUACCAAAUCCACAACAGAAACAUUAAUCUCCAAGAAGACAGAGGAUCAUGACAUAACAGUAUUUGAUAAUUCUUCAGAUGACGAAGAAUGUGAGAUAUCGAAACAAACAUUAUCUGUCAAUAAAAAAUUACCUUUUGUAAGUCCCUUUGAAAGGUAUAAACGUGUCAUGCCUAUGAUUGCUGAACAAGAGGCUAAAGAAAGGGAAAAACAAGAGAUUGAAAAAAAUAAAGAGAUUCUAUCAAAUAAAGAAAAAAAUGAAAGCAUUCAAAGAGUACAGGAUCACUUUAAUGAAAUUGUAAAAAAUAAAUAUUCACCAAAUAAUACUUGUUUAAGUCAAAUGCAUAACAGAAAAAGAAAAAUACACACGAUUAAUAAUGACAAAAAUGAAAAAAAUGUGACAUAUGACAUUAGUGCGCAAGCUGAAGUUUUCAAAAGUAAAGUUGUUAAUGAGAAUAUGAAAAUAAAAGAAGAGACUACUGCUGAAAAAUUUAAUGUUCAAUCAAAUGUAAAGACUGUAGAAGACGACACUUUGCAAUCAUUAAGACCGAAGAAAAAGGGCGUUAAACAAGAAACUGUAAAGAUAUUAAAUGCCAAGGGAAUGUUACCAUCAAAAAAUUUCAAUUACAAUGCUGUUGACUUUAGCAGUUUUCAAGGAGGUAGUAAUAUUGGUAAACAAGAUAAUACAGAAACAGUUUUCAAACAAAAUAAGGAGAAACACAAGAGAACAGGACAACGUAAAAGAAGAAAGAUUUGAGUAUUCACAGUGAAAAUAUUAGCUAUUAAAUCCUAUAUGUAUUUUGUUUAUUACUCAAAAAAAAUUUAAAGAUCUAGUUAACAUGAAUCAUAAUAUAAGAGAUAAUUUUUACAA